Antechinus flavipes (yellow-footed antechinus) is the source of this 6121-nucleotide messenger RNA. RefSeq names its product leucine rich repeat containing 43 (gene LRRC43). The transcript has 12 exons. NCBI's taxonomy places the organism in Eukaryota, Metazoa, Chordata, Mammalia, Dasyuromorphia, Dasyuridae. The record is from RefSeq and is a predicted model, not a curated record. The coding region runs from base 323 to 2182 and encodes 619 amino acids. Gene Ontology annotation, molecular function: protein binding.
CCUCCCGCCAGUACCUCUGCUCCUGUAUCUGUUCUCAGACUGUCCCCCACAGACACCCGUCCCUCUUAAGGCCUCGCGCCCCCUUCCCCGUGGGCUUUUCGCCCCACCCCCUUCCGCACCUAGGGCUCCUACUUCCCGCUCCCUUAAGCCUCUCUCUCUUUCCCUCCCUGGACCUCGUCCCCUUCCCCAUUAAGACCUCGCUCUCUCUUCCCCUUUUUAAGGACUAGCGCCCUCCUUUUACUGAGGUCCCGCCCCCUCCUCGCGCGACCUUCCAGGUCCCAGUCCCCACGGGGCCUUGUGGCCCUUGUGCCCCCUCCCCAUCAUGGAGACAGAGCAGGGGACUGUGACUGUGAGCAAGACUUUCCAGGAGCACCUGCGGCAGCUGGGUCUGAACGAGUUCCCGUGCGGGUUGGGCAGCUGGAACAGAACUCGUUUUUCCUCUCAAAACUUGAAAUCGUGGAAAGGUUUAAUUCCUAAAAUGCCAGAUGAUGUUCCCCCUCAAGAGGAGACCAUAGAUGCCCUGUUGAGGCUGGUACAAAGUCCAAAGUCUCCCUGGGCUCAACUCAAGGAUGCAACCACGGAAGACCAAUACCUGAGAGAGCUUGCCAUCCACAACCCCCUCAUCAUCGAAGAUGACUUCUUGUUCUCCUAUUUCACAUCUCUCCGAGUAGUGGACAAGGGGGUCACCCUGAUUGAUGAGGACCUGCUGAAAUUCCAGAAGCUUGAAGAGCUGAUACUGAGUGCCAACCGAAUCAAGGAAGUAGAUCCCAUGAAUCUGCCCCCAACUCUUAAGGUUCUGGAGCUCUAUGGAAACCAGAUGACCAGUAUCCAGUGUCUGUGCUCGCACCCCCCUCCAGCCCUCCAGCACUUGGGCGUGGGCCACAACAGGCUUCUUGGCUACCUGGAAAGCCACUAUAUCACAGCCACUUACUGGCCCAACCUGGUCUCCCUGGACCUGGGCUACAAUGACCUGACGGAGCUGCGCUUCAUGAUUGCCGGUCUGUGUACCCUGUCGCAGCUGAGACUGCUGGUGCUUCAGGGAAACCCCCUGGCUCUGGUGCCCCAUUACCGGGGCUACACCGUGGACUGCCUGCCCCAGCUCAACGUGCUGGACGAUAUCACCGUGUCCCCUGAAGAGAGGCACCUGUUCCAGGGCCUCAGCUGCAAACUGGCGCUUGCAAAGGAAAAGGCCUAUUUAACCGUGACUCUGAAGAAAGUCUCCGGGGUUUUGGACUCCUCCGUCUUGGACGAAGAACCGGAGCUGGAAGGCCCUUACAUUGCUUAUAGCUACUAUGUGACGUAUAAUUUCGUGGAGGAUGAAAAAGAUGCUGGGAAGGAGUUUGCUAGUAAUAAGGAUGAGGUUAUGAAAUCCACAGAAAGUCCAUUACUGUCAACUGUGCUUUCCAGUGAGGAAAAUGAGACUGAAGAAGAUCCUCGGCUCAACCCAGCCCCAGGGUCAGUCCUCUUUAGCACAAUUCGAAAACCUUGGAGCAAUGUUAUCGAGUAUAAUUACAAGAUGAAACAUACUUUGAAAGACCUGAUACCCCUGAAGGCCUUCCUGUUGCUGGGAACCAACAUUACCAUAGUGGAGGAAAAGAAAGUUUCUUGGCAAAUUCUUCCUACUCCAGUGGAAAGUCCCCCAUCUAGCAAGAAAGGAAAAGGUGAGAAAGGCAAGAAGGGGAAGGGAAAAGAGAAAGAAAAAGAAAAAGAAAAAGAAAAAGAAAAAGAGAAAGAGAAAGAGAAAGAGAAAGAGAAAGACAAGGACAAGAAAAAGGGAAAAAAGGAAAACAAAGAAAAGGAAAAAGAAGCACCAAAAGAAAAAAAGUCAAGAAAAAAGGACUCGCCUAAGGAAUUUCGUCACGAUCCUCCCAUUCUCCGAGUCUUGGGAAGUCAACUGCUGAACCUGGAGCCCUUGCUCUCUGGGGAGACCCUGGUGAGCUCUCUAUGCAAUUUUGGGACAGUCCGUUCUGCUGAAACUGACAAGCUGACCUGGAUGAGGAACCAAAAGACCAAGAUCAAGAAGAAACCUGCUAAACGAAGGGCAAAAGAUCAAGACAAAAAGAAGGAGACGACGAUAUUUGAAGCGCCCGAUUACCGGCCAGAUCCCCUGACAUUGGAUUUUGAGAUCCAGUUGUGUCACUACAAGUCCCUAGUGGAAGCAAUGAAGUUGCCCUGCCCGUGAUCUUCUACCCCAUACUUUAUCCCUCUCGGACUUCGAUGGUAAAAAAAAAAAAAAUAAGGUUUGGUGAUAAAGGGUAGCUUUGGUUGCAGCAACUGGUUCCAAUGCAUCAUUUUUUAUUGCACAAUCAUAUACUGCAACUUGCUCAGCCGUCCCUCAGUUGAAGUAUCUUCUCAAUUUCCAGUUCUUUGCAAUCACAAAAAGAGCUGCUAUAAAUAUUUUUAGAUAUAUAGGUCCUUUUCCUUUUCCUUUGAUCUCACUGGGAUCCAGACCUAGUAGUGUUAUUGCUGGGUCAAAGGGUAUGCACAGUUUUAUAGUUCUUUUGGCAGAGUUCCAAAUUGUUCUGCAGAAUGGCUGAACUAGUUCAUAAUUCCACUAAUAAAGCAUUAGGAUCCCAGUUUUUCCACAUCCCUUCAAGCAUUUGUCACUUUCCUUUUCUGUCACGUUAGCCAAUCUGACAGGUGUGAGGUAGUAUCUCAGAGUUGUUUUGAUUUGUAUCAGUAGUCAUUUAGAGCAUUUUUUCAUAUGAUCAUUGAUAGCUUUGAUUUAUUCUUCUAAAACUUGCCUACUGAUCAUUUAUCAAUUGGGGAAUGGCUCAUAUUUUUAUAAAUUUGGCUCAUUUCCCUAACAUUUGAGAAUUGAGGUCUUUAUCAGAGGAACUUGCUCUAGAAUUCCCCUUUUGCCCCCACCCACUUUCCUCUUUUCCUUCUAAUUUUUUCCACAUUAAUUUGGCUUAUGUAAAACCUUUUUAAAAUUUCAUAAACUCAAAAUGAUUAAUUUUACUUCCUAUGUCUUGUUAGACCAUAAACUCUCUCAACUCAACAUUUUUUUUUUUUUUUGCUGAAGCAAUUGGGGUUAAGGGGUCAUACAGCUAGGAAGUAUUAAGUGUCUGAGGCUAAAUUUGAACUCAGGUCCUCCAGACUUCAGGGCUGGUGCUCUACUCACUACACUACCUAACUGCCCCUUUUACUCAACUUUCGAAGUGAUCUUUCUAAAGCUCAGAUCUGACCAUGUCACUCCCCACCCCAUUCAUUAAAUGAAUCUAACAUCUUGUUGAUUAUACAGUUUACAAAUCUCACUGAUGGAUUCUUUUCCCCCAGUUGCAUGUGAUUUUAUUACUUUGGCAAAUAACUCAAAAUUUUUACAUUCAAAGCAAAGGCUAUUCAUACUUCCAACUGGGUGGGAGAAUGUUUUUUGUCCUGUAACCCUAGGCCAGCCCAUCAAUUUGGUUCUCAUUGGAAAUCAAACAGGAUUUAGAAUCCUAUUAUUUCUGUUGAACUAAACAUGCUUUUGAGUAAUGACAGUUUUCUUGAUCAAAUAAUAAAGCUUUUCAGAAUAUUCGGAAGAUUAUCGGCGGGUAACCAGGUAGUUCAGAAUUCUCAAUUUUUCAUUGCCAAUUACACAGUACAUUCAUCUUCCACCAAAGGAAGUCUCUCAUGAUGCUCCCAUCCAUGAGGGAGUCAGGCCCCUCGUAGUCAGCCUCCAAAUCUGCUUCUUCCUAAGAACUUCAGCCAUGGGAGGUUGGCUGAACAGAAUGACCUGAGCAUUCAUGUGACCCAAGAUGACAAUGGUUUGUCAAUAGGAGGAACUGAAAUGCCCUACCGCUGAACUUGCACACAGACCCAGUCACAAGGUUGGAUGGGACAGCAAGAUCCUUUGGCAAGAGAAGUUCAUCUGUUUAUGAAAUUUGACACAUUUCUGAUGAAACAUUCUAUCUGUGGGAUGGGUGCCAGCGAGAAGUUGAGAAUGAAAUCAAGAGUUUCAGGCUUGGGUCACUGGAAGAAUGUUACUUCCCUUGACAGUUCAUCGAGAAGAAGAGAAAAUUUGGGGGAAAGAGAAUGAGUUUUGCUUUGGAUAUGCUAGUUGAAGAUGCUUACAAGACAUCAAGAGUUCCAAUAAGCAGUAGACUUGUGAUGGAGAGAACCAUCUCCAUCCAGAGAGAGGACUGUGAGAACGGAGUGUGGAUUAUAACACAGCAUUUUCACUGUUUCUGUUGUUGUUUGCUGGCAUUUUGUUUUCUUUCUCAUUGUUUUCCUUUUUGACCUGAUUUUCCUUAUACAGCAAGAUAACAGUAUAAAUAUGUACAGAAGAAUUGCACAUGUUUAACAGAUAUUGGAUUACUUGCCAUCUAGGGGAAGGGUAAUGGGAAGUAGGGAAAAUUUGGAACACAAGUUUUGUAAGGGUUGAUGUUGAAAAACUAUACAUGCGUAUAUUUUGAAAAUAAAAAGAUUUAAUUAAAAAAAAGAUUUCCAAUGAGCAUUGGUGAUGCAGGCCUGGAGUUCAGAAGAGAAAAUAAGUCUCUAGGAAUAGAUCUAGGAAUCAUCUGCGUAAACAUAAUUUAACCAGUAGGAACUAAUAAGAUCACCAGGCAAUAUAGUUUUGAUAGUAUACUGUAUCCUCCUUCCUUUUUUUAUGUUUGAAUUGGUAACUUCUUUCCUCCAAUUCUCUCCCUUAACAAAUAAAAAUCCCCUCCAUUUCAACAAGUCAACAAUCAUACAAAACAAACAUAGCUCAUGCCCGAAAACAUAAGUCUCAUUCGAUACCUCUUUAGUCCGUCACCUACCUGUCAAGGAUGGGAGGCGUGCUUCAUUCUUCAAGCUCUGGAUCAGUCAUUGCAUUGAUCAGACAGAAUUCUUUAAAAAAAAUUGCAUCCAUUUUCAGGCCAUGUGAACAACAACAAAAAAAGGACCAGAUAUUUUCUUCAAUCCCUCAAACUCUCAGACCUCCCCAAAACAGAAAUUCCUGACCAAAGAUAAAGCAACUUCAGCUGUUGGAACACCAAGAGUCUGAAACAAGGUAAGAAGAAAAACCAAGAAUCCCUAACCCUCAGACUAACACUAACUGACACUGAGCUCAAGCAGAACCCUUCCCUCAACCUCUUCUUCUAUGGGCAGGAAGGCCACACUAGCAGACCCAAGGACUCAACAAAGGCUUCUAUGAAAACUCACCCCUACGUCCGCCAUCUUUUUGGUGCCAUGGAGCCCCCAGCUCUAGGCUAUGAAAGUUUUCUUGGGUUAAGUCACAACUCUUUGGUAGAAAAAGCCUGCCAGGGUUAGAACUUGGAAGCACCAAUGCUGGAAAGCUCUGAAGUGCUGAUAGCUCUAAACUGCCAGUUCUGGGUCAAGAAAUUAAGGAACAGAAGUAGGAUAAAUCACCAAGAAAGGACAUUAUGUAUAUGGCAAGCUGAGGUAGUCAGAACUGGCUACCCAAAAGUGAGCUGGGGAAGACCCUAGAAGCUGGUGAACUGUGAAUUGCUUGGUGUAGGAGGAGGCCACGGAAACAUUUUGAGAUCCAGCCCCCCAAAAAAACUACAAUCAGAAGAGAGAAGGAAGUCAGUAAAUGAGCAAAUGAAACUGGAAGUAUCAAAAAUCCAAGAAGUAAUCUCAAAGAUCUUGAACAAGAAAAACAGCAAUAAAAGAAAAAAUGAUCUCUAACUCUAGUAAAUGUGAAUAAAAUACAGAAUGAAAGAAAAAAUCCAGCAUUUGAUAAAAGGACCUGUAGAAGUUGAGAACAUGGAACUACAACACGCUAUUAUAACAAGUGAUUUAAAAGAGAAAUGAGACUUAUGAGAGCAGAAUUUAUGUCUUGUAAAGUAAAAAAAGGAAUGAGCAAAAUGGAAAAACUUGAAUAGUUAAUGGCACACCUCAUCAAAGAAAUGAGAGAAGACUAGAUUGAAUGUGCAAAUACACAAAAGUAAAAGACAAUCUAGAAGAUAAGCAAAAAAUAUUUAAAAUAUUAUGUAAAUAAAACAUAGAUCAUGAAGAUAGGAUGUCAAGACAAAAAAUAUAUGUAUUUUUUUGCUGAGGCAAUUGGGGUUAAGUGACUUGCACAGGGUCACACAGCUAGGAAGUGUUAAGUGUCUGAGGCAAGAUUUGAACUCAAUCCUCCUGACUUCAGAGUGGUGCUCUAUCCACUGUGCCACCUAGCUGCCCCCCAAAAUAU